Messenger RNA from Lactuca saligna, 429 nucleotides. NCBI's taxonomy places the organism in Eukaryota, Viridiplantae, Streptophyta, Magnoliopsida, Asterales, Asteraceae. The record is from the annotation of a GenBank genome assembly.
AUGAAAGUUGACUCUGACUUUGACUUAGCUAGACCAUGGCCGGAGGAUUUCCGGAGCAGCAGCGGUCAGUUAGUUCCCGAUCAGUUCAGCAGCUACUUUGAGGUGAGUUACCUUCCAGUAGUGGUGGGUCUAAGGCCACAAUGCCGGCCCACCAGUAGGAGACACGCGAAGGGGAAAUCGGACCAGAAGGCAGCACGAUGGUUCGUCGCUCGACUCGCAAUCGGUGGCGGCCUCCGGGGUUCGACUAGACUGAAGAAGAAGAAGAAAAAUGAUCGAAGCAGCGAGGCGGCUGUCUCCUCGGACGAGAAGAAAGAGACAAAGCAACGGGGCUGCUCGUCUUCAGUGUUGGAAGGAGUUGCGAAGGAAAACGAGAUGGCUGCGAGGCCCGAUGGCGGUCGUCAUCUCGGAAAGAAGAUGGAGCGCCUCUGA